Messenger RNA from Helianthus annuus (common sunflower), 1505 nucleotides. RefSeq lists its product as uncharacterized. The transcript has 2 exons. The coding region runs from base 1 to 1266 and encodes 421 amino acids. Lineage: Eukaryota; Viridiplantae; Streptophyta; Magnoliopsida; Asterales; Asteraceae. The record is from RefSeq and is a predicted model, not a curated record.
AUGAUUGAGUUGAACGGGCCAUGCUUAGGAAAAACAAAAAAGAAUUUUAAAGAUGUUGAUCAUCCCGACCUUCUUCACUUGCCACUGGAUGAUGAAUCACACGUCUUGUCACGUCAAUUUAAAGGCGAGACUCGUGAGCAACUUAGAAAUUGGUUUCCACGUCUCGACCCGUUAGUCCUAAUACAUGACGAAAUAAAUAAGGAUAAAAUCACCUCUCUUCACGAUCCAAUGAAGAGGAUUAAACUAUUAUGCAAUGUGUGUUCAAGGCCAAUUACAAAAAUGCCAUUUUACAAAUGCUCCACAGAUGAUGAUUUUGUUCUCCACGAUUGGUGCACCCGGCUACCCGGUUUUCUAACUGGCCAUUCGGCUCACCCAGAACAUAGACUUUGGGUUGAUCGAUUACUAUAUAGAGGUUCUGGACCCAAAUGUAGGAUUUGUGGAUUGCCUUGCAAUGGGUUUUCAUACGUUUGUUAUAACUGCGAUUUUCAAAUUGAUGUUAAUUGUGCAUUUAUGCCUAAAGAAAUUACACAUGAAGCACACACGGAUCACUUACUUACAAGAAUAGAAUCAAGCCGUAGUGGUGUACCUAAGAAGGAUUGUCGCGCAUACCAUGUAAGUAUUGGUGAAAAUGAGACUUAUUUUAAAUGUAAUUCCUGUGAUUUCUAUUUGGACUGCCGGUGUGCUUUGCAAUUGCCUAAAACAGUUAUGCAUAAGUUUGACAAGCACCCCCUGCAACUAAGCUAUGCACCGAUUGAGGACCACAAAAGUCAAUACUUCUGUGAAGUUUGUGAGGAGGAGCUUGAUCCUGGAAAGUGGUUCUAUCAUUGUGCAGCGUGCGCACAAUCCGUUCAUUCGGCAUGUGCUCCGUUAAUACUUCAGUCUGAACAAGGUGUUAAUUCUUCCGAUUUAGAAGGUGUUUAUAAGUUUAUUAACAUCAAGUUUGGGCAUGUGGAAAAACGACCUUUUCACCAACAUCCUCUGUUAUUUGCUCCGGGGACAGAGAAUGAUGGUUUAUGCCAUGAGUGCGGAAGCAAAUUGCAAUCCCAGAUGAUCUGGAAGUGCUUACAUUGUAACUUUGCUUGCCACUGUUACCAUGAGCUUACAUCAUUAUACGACCCUGAUGCAGUCAAAAGAAUCUAUUAUAUAUCUGGGGGAAACAAACGUAUGAUAAAGCAGCGAAAAUCUCAAACAAGCUUAGAAUUUUAUCCAAGUGAAAUGAUGAGACCGGAGACCCGUCAUUGGAAGGUUGUUGAUGAUGUCCAAUAAGUCUUAUCGCCAUAUCAUGUGUUUCACCAUUUGUUUGUAAGGAAGGAAUUAAUUACUCCUUUUUAUUGCGAUUAAUGUACCAUGAGUUAAACAAGUUUAGUAUUAUUUACUGUAGUUUAUUUGUAUUCAUUUGUAAUACUGUGUUUUCUAGAUUAGCUCCUUUUCGGUUAUGUAAUACUUUGUAUAUAUUCCUUUCAAUCAAUGGACGUGUAAUUUUUAUAUAUAGAUCUUUCAUUCAA